AUGAUAUUUCAGGCUGGUUGUUUGUUUCUGUCACUUGUGGUAGGAACUAUAGGUUUACCCUUAGACGGAGAACAGGAUACAUCUCCUUACUUUGAUUAUCCCCAGCGUCGGAUUUACAAUGGUGAUGAAGCUGGUCUCGUGCCUCACAUGGUAGCUUUGGUUAUCGGUGAACAUACUAAAAUCUUCAUAUGUGGUGCCUCUCUUAUUACAAAACGACAUGUACUCACGGCCGCUCACUGUAUUGAUGCUCUUACGAAAAACGGUGCACUGAUUGGAUCUGCAAAAGGAAUUGUUGGGACGAAUUAUUGGAACAAGGGUGGAACUCAGUAUACCUUUUCUCGCAACAUUCCUCAUCCUGAUUGGGAUUCAAAAACAAAAAAGAAUGAUAUUGGUAUACUAAUCACGUCACAACCGGUGACACUAAAUGAAUAUGUGCAAAUCGUUACUCUCGAUUUUAAUUUUAUUGGUGGUAACGUCCCUGUUAUUGUCAACGGAUGGGGUAGACUUCAAAAGGGGGCCAAAGAAGUUUCACAGUCACUCCAGGAACUUCAAACAUUUACUAUUGAUGGCAAUUCGUGUGCAUCUCGUAUAGCGAAUGUACUAAAUCCCUCAAACAGUUUUGAUCCAAAUAAGGACAUUUGUACUUUUAUUGAUAAGAACUCAGGCGUGUUUUUUGGUGAUUCAGGCAGCCCAUUAAUACUUCAAGAAACUAGACAGCAAAUUGCUGUCGUAUCGAGGGGUUUUUCAGGAUCUGUUUCCAGAUUUCCCGAUAUUUAUGUGAGAGUCAGUGCCUACAAAUAUUGGAUUCUACAAACCGUACGGCUGUAG
This is a messenger RNA of Danaus chrysippus (African queen), 828 nucleotides long. NCBI's taxonomy places the organism in Eukaryota, Metazoa, Arthropoda, Insecta, Lepidoptera, Nymphalidae. The record is from the annotation of a GenBank genome assembly.